UGGGGGCCAUAUGUUCCCUGCACGUCCUUGCAUUGUUUCUGAAUAUGUAUAUACUCUCUUUGCUCAGUAAAGAUCAACACGUCGUCUGCAUACAAUGAUAGCGGUGCGCAAACUCGCUGGUUAUCCUCGGCUUCUUUUCGCAGGCAACCCUUCGAAGCUUGACAUCACCACACUCGUCGCUGGUACACUGAGUGCAAUUGCCUCUGGCGUGCCAUUUCCGCUCAUUGGAAUCAUCUUUGGCCAACUAUUGGACGACUUCAAUGCUGCCACUUGCGACUCGACCAAAGCCGCUCAAGAUGGAACUCAAGGCAGCAUCAACGACAAGAUCCUUCUCAUUGUCUACCUGGCUAUUGCCCAAUUCGUUCUGAUCUACGCACAUCUGAUGUGCUGGAGCUUGAAUGGCACUCGUCUUGCACAACGACUGCGAGAGUCGUAUCUAGAAAGUUUGUUGCGACAAGAACCGUCGUACUUUGACAAACUGCCCCCCGGAGAAGUAGCGUCUCGACUGAAUGGAGAUAUCCAAGCGAUACGCUCUGGCACAAGCGAAAAGGUUGGCAUAUGUCUCGCAAGCUUCUCAUUUUUUGUUACGGCCUAUAUCGUUGCCUUCAUCAAGGAUUCACGGUUGGCAGGGAUGCUAGUCUCCCUGGUUCCUGCUUAUUUCUUGAUGUCUCUCGUUGGAAGCCAUUACAUUGAAAAGUACUCUGGGCUCAUGUCUGACUAUGCUGCUACCGCUGCAACAAUUGCCUCAGAGUCUUUAUCAAAUGUGGUCGUCGUGCAGGCGUUCCGUGCUAAUGCCCGACUCGAGGAGAAGUUUUCAAAGGCUCUCAAAGCGUCUGAGGCUGAAGGGCUCAAGAAGGCAGUCGCAGUUGGUGUGCAGUCCGGCGUGCUGUACUUCAUUGCUUAUGCAGCGAACGGUCUUGCGUUCUGGCAGGGUAGUAAACAAGUGGCGGAUAAAGUUGGCGGCGCAGCUGGUGGCGCUACUGUGGGUGCCACGUUUACUGUUAUUUUCAUCUUGAUUGAAGCUACAUUGUUGCUGAGCCAGGUUGCUCCUUUCAUUCACCUUUUUGGAGGGGCUGUGGCAUCCUAUCACAAGCUUUGUGAUGAUAUGCAUCGUAAAUCCCUGAUCGAUGGCACAUCCAAUACUGGCUUGCGGCUUUCUCAGCCCAAAGGAGCUUUCGAGCUUAAGGAUGUGUCAUUCAGAUAUCCAUCGAGACCUGAGGUUCCUGUGCUUGAUCAAGUGUCACUGCUCAUUCCUGCCAAGAAACAUACUGCCAUAGUUGGGUUGUCCGGCAGCGGAAAAUCGACCAUAGCCGGGUUGCUCACGCGACUGUACGAUCCUACUGAUGGUCAAGUGACAUUUGAUGACCACGACAUUCGCGAACUGAACGUACAAAAUCUCAGGGGCUACAUCAGUCUGGUGCAGCAGGAGCCAUCUCUUCUGGACAGGUCGAUUCUUGAGAAUGUUGCCUACGGCCUCGUGAAUUCGAAUAGGCCAGAACAUGAACAUCUAAGACCAGCUCUGCUGAGUAGCGACUUGUCAAACGUGGCCGACGAAGUCAGAGCAGGCAAAGGACUUUUGGAGUCUGCGCAAAACCAUGGUCCUGCCAUUUUUUCAAUCGUGGAGCUCGUCGAAAAGGCAGCGAAAUUAGCCGAUGCCCAUGGAUUUAUCCAGUCAUUGCAGCAUGGCUAUGGCACGGUUGUGGGUUCUGCUGGCAGACUUAUCAGCGGAGGUCAGCGUCAAAGAAUUUCCCUGGCUCGAGCACUUGUAAAAGAUCCCGCGGUACUUAUACUUGACGAGGCGACAGCGUCUUUAGAUUCCAGAAGUGAACACCGUAUCCAGCAAGCUGUAUCGAGCAUAUCCGCGGGUAGAACUGUUGUUACAAUCGCUCAUCGACUCUCUACUAUCACUAGCGCUGAUCAGAUCGUUGUCAUGCACAAGGGCCACAUCGUUGAAGUUGGCACUCAUGCUGAUCUUAUGGCUACGAACGGUGCGUAUGCCGAUCUUGUACAUCUGCAAACUUUGAAAACUCGGCACGAAGAGACGAAAGGGAUCGUUUCGGACGCUAGCAGCAAAUCAGACCAAUCUUCAAAUGCAGAAAUAGAGAUGGAAAAGAAACAAAUCGUGGAUGAGGCCCUCCAGAGCGACGAAGGCAAGGAAGUAGAUAGCUUCGAGCCUUCGGAUCCAACGUCCACGAAUGCGAAAAACGAACCAGAAACGCCGAAAAAAUCUGUUUGGGCUCUAAUUCGUAGCUACGCUCCAGCCUUGCGCCCUCACCUCCUUGUUGCAAUCGCUGCACUUCUGGGUUCGAGUAUCGUUGGCGGGGCCUUUUCCGGUGAAGCAGUCAUAUUUGGCAAUACAGUUGGUAGCCUCAACCUCUGCAACAGCCCAAGCUACAUUCGCUCACGAGGGAAUUUCUUUGGGCUAAUGUUCUUCAUCCUCGCAAUCAUCGAGUUCUUCGCAAACGUGGUGAGCUGGUCUGGUUUCGGCUGGGUAGCAGAGAAGGUUGUGUACACCCUUAGGGUGCUUUCUUUUCGUUCUUUGUUCGAGCAAGAUCUUCACUGGCACCAAUCAAAUGGCCGCACUCCUGCCCUACUUCUAUCAUACAUAACUCGGGACGGAAAUGCACUAGCAGGUCUUAGCGGAUCGGUCAUCGGAACGCUGUUUUCUAUAACGGUGAAUCUGAUCGCUGCCAUCAUUCUGACCCACAUCAUCGCGUGGAGAAUCGCAUUGGUUUGUCUUGCUCUUGUCCCUCUGCUCUUAGGAGCCGGUUUACUGGAACUUCGAGUGCUGGGCAAAUUCGAGGAAAAACACGAAAAUGCCUUCACAAGAUCGGUUGAUUUGGGCGUGGAAGCAAUCACUUCUAUCAAAACGAUAGCUUCACUUUCCCUGGAAAAGGAAACUUUGAAUACGUAUCGAAGGUCGUUGAAAGGCCCACGCAAGGAUACCUUAAACGUUACGUUACAGGCGAGCUUUUUCCAAGCACUCACUUACUUCUUCGGCAACUUAGUCAACGCAUUGGCAUACUGGUGGGGCUCGAAACAGAUAAUCGCAGGAAAUUACACGCAAACCCAAUUCUUGAUUGUGGUUUUCUCGCUGCUAGUCAGUGCACUGCUAUGGAGCCAGAUGUUUGCACUAGCACCUGAGCUUUCCAGUGCCCGAGCAGCUAUGGCACGUAUUUUGGGUUUGAUCGAAAUCGGGUCUGCAAAAAUGCAGGGAUAUUUGCAAAAUGCGGAUAACAGCGAAGAAUCGAGAUCUUGUGAUGUUGAGGCGAAGGCAGAGUCUAAAUCAAGUUGUUCGGAUAUUCAAGCUUCGAGUGUACAGCUUUGUGACGUACACUUUAGCUAUCCUGCACGGCCAAACGUCCAAGUUCUCAAAGGCUUGAAUAUUGACAUCAAGCCUGGCAUGUUUUGUGCACUGGUUGGGCCCAGUGGAGCAGGAAAAUCCACAGUCAUUUCUUUGGUCGAGCGUUUAUACACCCCCCAGUCCGGAGCAAUUAUCAUCGAUGGCGUGGAUGUGACAAAAGGCCGAGAUGUGUCAUUCAGAGAUUCCAUCGCCCUUGUUCCACAAGAAAGCGUUCUGUUCGAGGGGACAAUCGAAUUCAACAUCAGCCUCGGUGCUCGUCCCGGACAAGUAGUCAGCAUGGACGACAUUAUCAAUGCUUGCAAGCUUGCCAAUAUUCAUGACACGAUAGUUGGCCUCCCUCAUGGUUACCAAACUAUGUGCGGUCCAAAUGGCAGCCAAUUUUCUGGCGGUCAAAAGCAGAGACUUUCCAUUGCCAGAGCACUUGUUCGAAAACCUAAGCUCUUGAUUCUAGAUGAAUCGACCAGUGCCUUGGACGCCGAAUCAGAGAAGCUCUUGCAAGACGGUCUAGACAAAGCUUCUAGUGGUAUUACUGUCAUUGCCAUUGCUCAUAGAUUGCACACGAUCCGCAAAGCCCAGGCAAUUUUCCUGAUUGAGGGGGGUCACUGCGUUGAUUGUGGGACACAUGAGGAGUUGAUGGAGAGGUCGGACAGCUACAGAAUAAAUGUCAUGCAUCAAACGGUAGCUGAAUAAUGCAAAAAUAGGCGUUCUAUAGAUAUUAUCGUACAAUUCAGCAAGUAAAAAAAUAAUCAAAGCUUUGCGACCUGGGCCGCAUUCCAAGCCGCUCGA
Verruconis gallopava is the source of this 4150-nucleotide messenger RNA. RefSeq lists its product as uncharacterized. The record is from RefSeq and is a predicted model, not a curated record. NCBI's taxonomy places the organism in Eukaryota, Fungi, Ascomycota, Dothideomycetes, Venturiales, Sympoventuriaceae. The coding region runs from base 95 to 4054 and encodes 1319 amino acids. Gene Ontology annotation, biological process: transmembrane transport. Gene Ontology annotation, molecular function: ABC-type transporter activity; ATP binding; ATP hydrolysis activity. Gene Ontology annotation, cellular component: membrane. The transcript has 2 exons.